This is a messenger RNA of Closterium sp. NIES-65, 1869 nucleotides long. NCBI's taxonomy places the organism in Eukaryota, Viridiplantae, Streptophyta, Zygnematophyceae, Desmidiales, Closteriaceae. The record is from the annotation of a GenBank genome assembly.
AUGGGGGUUCAACGCGCUGCCACAUUGGCCGUUGCGGGCAUGGGCGUGGCACUCGCCAUAAUCUCGUGCUGCUACAUGGCCGACAAUUACCUCGUCAUCUCGCACCCUACCCUCUGCACAGGCGUGUCGAAUGCCACUCUCUGCUCUCAGGAGUUCCGCGCAGCUCGCCGGCAACUCAGUGUCCUCCCACAGGCCGCGGACGCAGUGACGGCGGCCAUGGUUUCCGCCGUGGCGGAGCAGGUCUCCGCGAUCAUUGAUGCCGCCACGGAGAUCAAGCGCGCCAAUGUCCGCAAGAACCAUUUCAUCAAUGUCGUGGCGGACGACUGCAGCACGCAGGGCGGCAUCGCGCUGCGCUACCUGGGCCGCACGCUGGACGCGAUAGACACGGACAGCGCGCAGCACGAUCGCGCCUUCUGGCUGUCCGCCGCCAGCACGCAAGUGGGCAACUGCGUCGACGGGUUCAAGACGCUCGCGCCCUCCGCGACAUUCCAGCCCGCAUUCGUGCAUCUCGAGACUGUCGCCAACAAAGCGAGCGACACGCUAGAGGCCGUCGUAGCCAUCGCCAAGAAAGCUGCGGCAGGUCCACCCGAGUUGGGUCGCAAACUCGCGUCGUCCGAGCCCGGUGCUGUCGCAGGAGGCGCCAAAUGGCUGGACGACGACUUUAUCGCACAGCUGCGACAGCUUCAGGCGGAGUUGAACGCACUGGGCGACGGCGUUCACGAGUACGUCGCACGGCGGGAGCUGCGACGCCGUGACGACGAUGACGAUGACGAUGAUGACGACGACGAGGACAAGAAGGAUAAGAAGGACAAGAAGAGCAAGAAGAGCAAGGACAGCGGCGGCGGCAGCGGAGGCAGCAGCAAGAGCAAGGAUAAGAACAGCAAGAGCAAGGAUAAGAAUAGCAAGAGCAAGGACAUGAACAGCAAGAGCAAGGACAAGAACAGCAAGAGCAAGGACAAGAACAGCAAGAGCAAGAGCAAGAGCAAGGGCAGCGGCGCUUCGGGUCCCAUUCGCGCGAGCAAGGGACUGAAGGCCAACGCCGUCGUGAAGGGGAAGAUUCAGUCCGCGAUUGACGCCGCUCCUGGCGGCAGCCAGUACGUGAUCUACAUCCCUGCCGGCACGUACAGGGAGCAGGUUGUCAUCGACACCCCCGAUAUUAUCCUCAUCGGGGCUGGCGCCGGCGCUACCGUGAUCACGUACGACGAGAGCUACGGCAGCGGGUCGAGCACGUUCGAUUCCGCCACGGUCGGCGUGAACAGCGACCGUUUUGUCGCGUUCGGGAUCAAAUUCGUCAACACUGCCGGCCCGGAGAACCACCAGGCUGUAGCGUUCCGCGCUACAGGCGACCAGUCGGCGGCGAUCGACUGCUCGUUCGAAGGCGCGCAGGAUACGCUGUAUGUGGACGCGGGGCGGCAGUUCUACCUCAACUGUUACAUCGGCGGCACGCAGGAUUUCAUAUUCGGCGACGCGGCCGCCGUCAUCCAAAACGCCAAGAUCCAGCUGCAUCCCAGCAAGUCGUUCAUCACGCUCACGGCGUCGGGCCGCGCCAAGGACACGCCGACGGGGAUCGUGAUUCGCGACUCGGUGGUGAGCGCGGACAAGGGCGCGGCGAAGGCGUACCUGGGGCGGCCGUGGAAGAAGUGCGCGUUCACGGUCUUCGUGAACGUCGUGCUGCCGGCCGUUAUCCAGGCGGACGGGUGGCUGUCCUGGAACGAGGGCAGCUGCAUGUUCCUGGCGGAGGCCGGCAGCAAGGGCCCUGGCGCCAAGGCGUCGCGCGCCGACUGGGUGGACCCUGGGAUCAUCUCCAACGGCGCCUCCUACACCGCCGCUGCUUUUGCCGAAGUCAACUCCUGGCUCAUCCUCUCCUGA